AUGGAAAAGCAGAAUUUUUUAUUGCCGUUUGCGUUCACCAAAUCAUCGUCGUUCAAUGAAUCUGAUGUGUUGAACAAGACCCCGAGGCAAAAGUCGGUAAUUGAUGAGAAUGCUAGUAGUAUUUACCAUACAAGAAGGACCGUGGAGUCAAAUGGCAUUGAGAGACCAAGUUUGCAAGUGAAUGUCGCUCCCUCAUUGAAGCGAAGAAUGGGGAGGAGUUUCAACGACAAGGAUGACAUAAAGAAAGUAGCUGUUGAGAACAAAUACUCUGAUUCGGGUUCCGAAUACGAGGAAGAGCCAACAUUAAUUGACGAGGAUAUGGUAAAUGAUAGUGCCCAGCUACCACCAAGCAGCCCGGUUGGACGUCACCUGGAAAGUGAAUUGAUGUCUGAGUUCGAUUUUGCCACCAACCCUACAACCAGUUUUCAAGUACCGAAGUCACCACCUAAAAAGUAUGACGGUAAUAGGGACGUUAUCAAAACAUCACCUCAAAAACCAGCCAGUUCAGAACCCGAUUUUGGAAUUGAUAGGUUUAACAGAUAUAGGGUUAGUUUCAAUGAUAAAUCAAAGCAUGAGCCGUCAUCGUCAACGCAGGAUGAAGACGACAACGAUGCAAGACUAGAACUACAAAGCAUUGCCUACAACAAAGCAAGGGCUAUCAUUUUGGAUGCAUUCGAGAACGUGAAAACAGUGAUUGAUUUGCAAGCGAUGAAUUUAUAUGAAGUACCGGAUGAAAUUAAGGACUUGAAUAAUUUGGUGAUAAUUGAUAGUUUCAGUGAGGAGGCUUCUAUCGAGUUUCCAUAUCAGUUGUACCUCACUGGGAACCAAUUGACUCAGCUUCCACCAUCAUUGUUCAAGUUUACAAAAUUACAAGUUUUGUCUUUGAGAAGGAAUAAGCUAAGAUCUAUUCCACCUCUCAUAGGGAAAUUGGUAAACUUGAUUGACUUGUCUUUGAGUUCUAAUAAGCUUGAAUUCUUCCCAUAUCAAAUUCUUCAGUUGAAAAAGCUAUCGAAUUUCACGUCUGGGCCGAACCCGUUUGCCGCUGUUCCCGACGAUGCUGUGCCAUUGAGUAGUAAAGAUGCAACUACUUUCGUACCUAAAUACAAAUCAUCCAUAAGGUAUCUAGCCUCCAAAUUUAGUGAGUUGCCAACAUUGAAAACAUUAUGUCUUGACGUCAUCGCAAAGCAUGACGUGUCAUAUUCCGAAACGAGAUUAUGGAAGAGACACACUCCCAAAAUUCACCACAAGUUAAUUGUCGAGGCAUUAAGGAAAGGAAAUUUUCAAGAUACUUGCUCAGAGUGCGAUAUCAUCGUCGUGGAGCCCAUGGCCGAGGUUUUGGAGUGGUGGGACAUCUUACAGAAUAAAAAUGUUCCUAUACGACGACAAUUUUGUUCCCAAAGAUGUGUAAAGAGAUAUGAAGAGGGAUGGGGUGCAUAA
This is a messenger RNA of Lodderomyces parapsilosis, 1437 nucleotides long. RefSeq lists its product as uncharacterized. The record is from RefSeq and is a predicted model, not a curated record. Bases 1 to 1437 code for a protein of 478 amino acids. Gene Ontology annotation, molecular function: protein binding. Lineage: Eukaryota; Fungi; Ascomycota; Pichiomycetes; Serinales; Debaryomycetaceae. The transcript has a single exon.